GGCAGUUGUUUGUUUACAAAAGUGUCAGAGCAAGCGAGGGUGUUUUUGGAGGAUUUUUGUCAAGAUCCUGCCUGGUUUUCCAUGAAAAUUCUCUCAAUCCAUGGAGGAGAAUCAAUUGGAGUCUCCACGGAAAAUACUCGAACGACUGAAAGAGCUGCGAAAGUGGCAGGAAGAACAGGAAAAACUUCUAAUAGCUAAGCAAUCGCAUCAGAGGAAGCUUCUGGCCCAGGAACAGAGUAAAUUGUAUGAAAUGCUGGGAUGUCUGUCGCCCAGGAACUCUCAGGUAACUUCCCAGGAGGGCCUGAAGAACAGGGUAAGUGGAGAUGGAGAAUUCAUUGAAAGACUGAGCAGUGAUUCGUUGAAAAAGUCUUCUCUGAUGGCUAAGCCAAGUCAGGAGGCUCCUAAAAAAUCCCCCGUUAACAAGAAACCCUUCCUGAGACGCGGAGAGGGUCUAACUAGUAGAUUUCGUGUCAAUCCUGACCAUUUUAAUCUCAAGAAUGUCCCUAAGUACAAAUAUUCCCUUGCUAAUAAAAGAGCGAUGAAACAGAAUAAAGAGAACGUUGAGAAGGUUCCGGAAGACCUUCCUGCGAAGAAAAAUGACCGGAAGAGUCCGAAAAAGGAUGAAUCUUCGGAAGUUCUGAGUAGUAAAUCUCCUCAGGCUGAAGGUCCCUCAGAGAGAUCUUGGGCAAAUUUGCUGGAAGCAAUGAAUCUCGAUCCUGGAAAAGCUUCAGAGCUUUUUCAGGACUUUGUAAAGAUGAGACUCAAUACUUCCCUGGAGAGCUUCAACAAGGGAAGAUGCAAUGGCCUGGAUGACUUGAGUAUCUUUGAAUUGUUGGAGGAGAAGCUCCAGAAUUCGAGUUUCUCCUCAAAUUCCAGCACAGUCCGGAGGCUUCUGAAAUACGAUGAAGCCAGGACAGAGGAGAUCCCUCCCGAAGAGGAUCCCAAGCCGAUCCCAGAGUCCUCAGAUGAGGAAUCUGAGGAAGAAAUCCCACCCAGGAAGCAUCAAGUGAGAUUUUGUGAAAAAGUGGAAGUCAAUCAGUUCAGUGAUUCCUCAUCCGAAGAUGAAGAUCAAGAGGGAAAUAUGGUGUCCACUCCGCAAAAGGCUGAUGAUGAAUUCUUGGAUUUCAAAGUGAAUCUCGAGAGGAAACUGGGAAAAUUCCCAGACAGUGCCUCAGAAGGGGAUUCAAGGGAAGAAUUGCUGACCAAGCGAAGCGAAGAGAUCAAGGAACGCCUCAGAGAGUUAGAGGAGGAAAUUGAGAAGUUCCGGAACCAAAACAUUGCCCUGACGAAGGAGAAGCAAGUCCAUGAGCUGUCAAAAGUCGAUCUGGAAAAUCGUCGACUGGAACUGGAGGAUCAGAUGAAUGAUGAGCGUAUCAAGAUGGAGCUCUACUUCCACGAUGAACGCAUGAAGAUAGCCAAUGACAAAGCCAGAUACGAGAAGCUCCUCAAGGACUUCAAAGUGCCGACAAAGAAGGAGCGCGAGGAGAUCAAAAGGCUCAAAGAAAAAGUCGAGGAACUAGAAAAAGAGCUCAAGGAUAAGGUAGCCAAGCAUGGAGCUGCCCAGAGUCGUCACAGAUCCCAAAUCCGGGGCCUGGAAAAAGAGAUCAAGGAGCAAGGACAAGAAAUUGAGCAGCUCAAGAAGGAGAAUCGCAAGCUAGAAGCCGAGAACGUGAGACUAAGGAGACAGAGCAACAAUAAAACUCUCCAGGAGAUCAAGAGAAAUAUCGCCAAACUAGCUCCUGCAGCAACUUCCAGUCCUCCUGUCCAGGAAACCUCAGAACAGCGCAAGAAAAAAUCCUCUCCGGCCAAUCAGGCCAAAGGAAAGCGAUUGGAAGCUCAAAAAACCAUUCACCUGGACGAUGAUCUCUAUUCCUCCGAUCUGUCCAGUGAAUCCGAGGAGGAGGAUGACACCCCAAGAAAUGAACUUCCUCCAGAAAAGAGGCUCAGCGGUGGAUCUCAAGAUUCUGCCCAGAAAAUGGAUCUCAAAGAUCUCAAGCGAGAAAUUGUGAAUUCUGACGGAAGUCGAGACAUUUGGUACCCAAAUGGGAAUCUCAAGAAGAUCUCGUCUGACGGGAUGCUGAUCAGGAUGCUGUACUUCAACAAGGACAUCAAGGAGACGGAUUUCAAUGGCGGAACAGUGAAAUAUUACUACGCAGAGAGCAAUACUUGGCACACGAGCUAUCUGGACGGAUUGGAGAUUUACGAGUAUCCCAACGGUGAGACGAAGCACAUCCAGAAGGACGGAACUGUUGAGAUUCACUUUCCCAAUGGAGCUGUGCUGACGAAGAAGCCGCAGCCCGAUGGGAGUUUCCAGGAGGAGUGGCAGUAUGUGGAUGGGACUCAGAUCAGCCGGAAGAAUGGCGAGAAGAUCUUCACGUUUCCCAAUGGGCAGCGAGAGAUCCACAGCACUGACCACAAGAGGAGAGAGUACCCCGACGGAACAGUGAAGAUUGUGUACAACGACGGGAGUCAGGAAACACGAUACUCAAAUGGCAGGGUGAGACUCAAGGAUCCCACCGGGAAGCUCAUCAUGGAUUCAGAGACAAAGUCUUACAAAUGUGAUAGCUGAGGCCUUUUAUUCUACUUUUUCGCCGGGAAUUGUAUAAAUACAGAAAAAAAACAGUUUCUAAUGGGAA
Phlebotomus papatasi is the source of this 2636-nucleotide messenger RNA. It is a transcript of the gene Sas-4, whose product is annotated as centromere protein J. Gene Ontology annotation, biological process: centriole elongation; cilium assembly. Gene Ontology annotation, cellular component: centriole; centrosome; nucleus. NCBI's taxonomy places the organism in Eukaryota, Metazoa, Arthropoda, Insecta, Diptera, Psychodidae. The record is from RefSeq and is a predicted model, not a curated record. The coding region runs from base 101 to 2569 and encodes 822 amino acids. Gene Ontology annotation, molecular function: tubulin binding. The transcript is spliced from 2 exons.